AUGAAGGUGGAAAAUCAAACUGAAUGCUUGACAAUCGACCAUCUAGUCACUUUUAAUGUAGCAAGUAAGGGACACCAUGUAGCAUGUAUUGGUAUGGCUAGACAAUUCAAGAUUCCUCCCCAUGAUCGUUUCCCAUACCAAAUAACCAACCUAUCCUCUCACAUUGGGAUGACUAACAAGAUUGUGAAAGAGAAGCUUACUCUCACUCAGCUUGUCCUUUUCAAGAAGACUGUAUUUGGCCGAUUUGUGGACGUGGACAUUAUCUUCAAUAGUCCAUUGGUCCACUACAUUAUAUUGAGGGAGUCACCCAAUCCAGUAGUUGUGAGGAGGGCUGAAGGAACUAAAUCUCUAUAUAAUAGGUACUUGGGGAAGGAUUUCGCAGGGGACAUCCAUAUUGGUACCUUAGAGACAAUGUAUAAAGAGAUGGAAUUUGAUAAUGAUAGGGAUGCUGUAAAGAUGACAUUGAUCUACUACACUGAAUUGGCUAUGAUGGGAAGGGAAAAGAUGAAGACCAAUGUCGACAAGAUCUUAUUAAUUGACGUGGAGGAUUUAGAUUACUUCAACUCCAUGGAUUGGUGA
This is a messenger RNA of Benincasa hispida (wax gourd), 579 nucleotides long. Lineage: Eukaryota; Viridiplantae; Streptophyta; Magnoliopsida; Cucurbitales; Cucurbitaceae. The record is from RefSeq and is a predicted model, not a curated record.